Acaulospora morrowiae is the source of this 1287-nucleotide messenger RNA. The record is from the annotation of a GenBank genome assembly. NCBI's taxonomy places the organism in Eukaryota, Fungi, Glomeromycota, Glomeromycetes, Diversisporales, Acaulosporaceae.
AUGUCUACCAGCGUAUCAUCUAACAUCGUAUCAACUAACAUUCUCAAAGUCCUUUCGCUCUCACCAGAGGAAUAUCGAAAGAGAAAGGUCGCUUUGAUUUCUGGCAUCACCGGACAAGAUGGUUCCUAUCUAACAGAGUUCCUUUUGGAAAAGGGAUAUACCGUUCAUGGGAUUAUACGACGCUCGUCGUCCUUUAAUACCGGAAGAAUCGAACAUCUUUACAGAGAUUCUCAUGAGGGCCCUAAAAUGAUCCUUCAUUAUGGUGAUUUGACCGAUUCGACCAAUCUUGUACACAUCAUAUCGAAAGUUCUUCCAACCGAAAUCUAUAAUUUGGGCGCUCAAUCCCACGUAAAGGUUUCAUUUGAUAUGGCCGAAUAUACGGGAAACGUCGAUGCAUUGGGCACUUUACGAUUAUUGGACGCCAUACGAACAUGUGGCCUAACCAGACACGUUAGAUUCUACCAGGCAUCCACUUCCGAGCUUUACGGAAAAGUCGUUGAAACACCUCAAUCAGAGACCACUCCGUUUUACCCGCGUUCUCCUUAUGGUGUUGCCAAACUAUAUGCUUACUGGAUAGUUAUCAACUACCGUGAAGCUUAUAAUAUGUUUGCUUGUAACGGUAUCCUUUUUAAUCAUGAGUCGCCUCGCCGUGGACGUACAUUCGUCACUCGUAAGAUUUCGCGCGCUGUCGCUGAAAUCUCCUUGGGUAAACAAGAAUGUCUGUGGCUUGGUAAUAUAGACGCCAAGCGUGAUUGGGGGCAUGCCAAGGAUUAUAUUGAGGGCAUGUGGCUAAUGCUGCAGCAAGAUAGUCCUGACGACUUUGUGCUUGCCACUGGUGAAACGCAUACUGUUAAAGAAUAUGUUGAUAAAGCCUUUUCUGUCAUAGGAAGGACCAUAAUCUGGGAAGGGGAAGGGGAAGAACUCGUCGGUCGUGAGAAAGAUACAGGAAUCAUUCGCGUACGCGUGGAUCCAAAGUAUUUCCGUCCCACUGAAGUUGAACUUUUGCUUGGUAAUCCCGCUAAAGCGAAUAAACUUCUUGGAUGGAAACGAAAGGUGGACUUUGACUCGUUAGUGAAAGAGAUGGUCCUAGCUGAUAUUGAGGCGAUCGUUUUGUCUGUCCGUGAACCAUCUUCAAAUGAACUUAUUUUAGAUGAUCUUCAUGUGAAGUUGUCAACAACUUUAUCCAUGGUGUUUAGCGGUAACGAAGAGAUGUUCGAAAAGCAAAAAGUUUUUAAGGAAAUCAUUACCCCAAAUUUCACAGAUGCAGGAGUAGAGUCGCGUGUGUAA